Plodia interpunctella (Indianmeal moth) is the source of this 7205-nucleotide messenger RNA. It is a transcript of the gene grnd, whose product is annotated as grindelwald. Lineage: Eukaryota; Metazoa; Arthropoda; Insecta; Lepidoptera; Pyralidae. The transcript has 5 exons. The record is from RefSeq and is a predicted model, not a curated record. The coding region runs from base 153 to 836 and encodes 227 amino acids.
CUCUACCUGCGCAAGAGUCACAUUCCGCGUUCGCCUUCACAAUUGGUCGACAGGCCGACGAAACCUUCGAUAUCCGUUCUCACUAUAUAAAAUUAGAAAGUGUUUGUGGCGGUUAAACGUUUCUUCAGCAUGUGGGCUUAUUGAGGUGGACCAUGUGUCGACUAUUGCCUUUCCUAGCGAUGGCUACCAUGGCCUCCGCGCAACUCACUCUGGACGGAGUGAAGUGCGGCCAAUUGCAGUGCCAGUUCAAUGAGUACUGCUCGCGGGACACCAAUCGCUGCGCGCCCUGCGACGUGGUCUGCAACAAGAGUCAUCACAACUAUGACGCCGGACUUUGCGUCCAGGAUUGCCAGAAUUACCUCAUGGACUUGCGAUAUCUUCACAAUGGAGGGGCCGACUCAUUGAAAUUGCAAGGAGUGCAAAAGCAGGCGCAAGCAGCGCUCAUCAUCAGCGUGGUGGCCCUGGCGCUUCUGGUCGUCAUUCUCAUCAUCAUCUGCCGCGGACGCUACUCCUGGGCGUACCUCAAGAAGAAGUUCCAGCACACAAAGAACCGUGUAAACAACCACCCGGCUGGCCUAACACAUCAUAACCCUCACGCUGAGAUGGUGAGACCGAAACCUGAUACGAAACUCGAGAUACGGAACCCUGACAGACCCCAGGCUCUAAACGUUAGGGAUCUGGACACCAGGACGUCACAGGCGGAUAGGAGCCAAGGCGCAAUGACACCGAAGACCGUUAGCACAGCGCUCAGCAACCGUCACCCAGCGGAAGAUACAACAUUGGACUUUUCAUACGACAAUCGAGCUUUAAACGUCACUCCUCCUGAGAGAUUCUGAGAACGGACUGUACAGUUUUCCAGCGAAACUGUUCAUAUUUAACUUUAAAUUAUGACUUCAACAAAUUAUGACAUAAUUUGAACUGUUUUAUUAACAAUUUAUGUGAUUUUUAAAUAUAUUGAGCUCCAAAGUAAAUUGUUUGAUAUCAAUAUUUGUAUGAAGUAUCAAUUGUUUUGUGAUGAAACUUAUUAUCAAAUAUCUCUAUCUCGAAAUGAAUAUCUGAAUCGCGGGCCUUUGUUUUAUACUAUGUAGACUCAUAGUGAUGAUACGGCAGGAAACAUUUCAAGAAAAAUCUUCUUCCAGCUUUAUCGACCCUAUUUUUUAGUAUACCUAAUUCAAAUAUCCUUACUAAUAAAUAGUUACAUUUGUCGUAUACUUUAACGUAAUAAUUUUCUUUUGUUAUUUAUAAAACAAUAUUGAUUGAAUGAUAUUACUCUUAUUAACAUGCAGUGUAUUCGUAAAGCAAUAUUUAUUUAUUAGUAUUUAUAGAAUAAUAAAACAUCACUACUUUUCUGGGGCAAUGAGUACUUACCUAUAUAUUAAUUUAGUUUGUUGACCGUCGAUGACGUCGUAAGUUAAUAUAAUUGUAAUAGGGUAAAUGACAACAUUAAUAAAUAAAUAAAGAUCAGGAAAUUCUAAGAUCAUUGUAAUAAUUCACAGACUGUAACAGUGCUGCUGGAUCGACAUACUGGAUUGGCAAGAAUUUGAAUUUGUAUUUGAAAAGUGCUAGCCCCAGCUAUUAUUAUAAAGUGAUCACCAAGUAGGCAUGCAACACUAUGACAUGCAUGUCAUAUCAUGCAACAUGCUGCAGCAUGUUGGACAUGCAACCCAACGCAAUAUGGAAGCUGUCACACAAAUAUAACCUUUUCUCGUUACCAUAGUAAUUUUUUCACAUAGUAAUUUUGUCAUCUAUCCUAUUCUAUGUGAAUAAAGUUCAUGAAAUAUGUUCUUGAAAUUGUAAUGUGGUAGAUUUCGUUUAAUUAGUAUUUAGAUUUCUUACUAUAUAUGUCUAGUUAAAAUACUGUUUUUCGAGUUUAACUCGGGUUAAAAUAAAUGUUGCAGUUUGGCUGAGCUAACUUUUAUUUUCUGUGUCUUGUGCUGUCUGAUUUUUGUUGUAAUUAUUGUGUGUUUCAUGAGUUGCAUUGUUAAUAGUUGGUAGUACUAAGGCCCUCACCAGUUGUUGGACGAUGGACGGGUAAGGAAGUGGUAAACAACUUUCGUUGCCUAAAGUUAAGGUACAUUUUUUAAGCUUUUAAAAUGGCACCUGCUCCUCCCUACCAUCCCCUUGGCGACGUCUUUUAACUAUGUUUAACAAAUCAACUAUAUAAGGUCAAGGAGCACAUGUUGUAUGUUAGUAUAUUUUAUGUUGAUAACGUGAAGUGGAAGAUAUUAACAUCUUUGUGUGUCAAUGACUGUCACCACUAACCAAAUAUUUUUUCUGAAUUAUUUCUGACAUUCAAAGUGUGCGUUUCACUAGUCAACUUUGACGGUCGUUCGACUACAUUAUACUACACAGAAAAACGCCAAAAGUGCGCCAUUUUAUCUAAACAACGGCGAGGGGCAUGUUAAAGUUAACGUCAAAGUUGACUGGUGCAGUACACUAAUAUCAUACGUUAUUAUCUCAGAUGAUACUUACUUUUUUCAAGCUUAACCCUAUCGAUUUGUAAAACCUUAUUUUAGUUUUGAUCUAAAAUAAAUAAAACACCUAAACAAGUAUGUGUAGUCAUGGAUAAAAUUAAAAUUAUCAAUUAUGUAUUAAAGAGGUCUAUGUAAAUAUUAUACAUGAUUUAUAUUUAUCAUAUUAGCCAGUGACGUAUGAAUCAUUGUCAUUUGGUCAACCUCUGUCCAUUUUUCUGGGGUUAUGUUAUAUUUGUACAUAUGUUUAAGUAUUAACUGUGAAUCUAUCUCAUUUUAAUAAUUAACGUAAGUUAAGAACCAUACAACACUUUCAUUGCAAAUCGAUCAGAUGUGAAUCACAUAGUGACAAGCAUAUCCUUUAUAUCUGUGUCACAUGGAACUGUAUUGUGUCCACAUGAAAUGAAAUGGGCUCUUUAAAUAAUAAUAAUAUUAAUCUUUAAGCUAAUAAUAUUUAAUUAGAAUUUAUUAUAGAAUAAAUAUUUUUAGCCAUAUUAUACCAAUUUCUGUGACAACACGCUAUACAGAAAUUCCUAUAUCUUUAAAUAAUGCAUAAAGAUGUGCCACAUUUUAGAAUUAAAAUAAUAGUCAGCAAACUUUCACCAACGUUAAUUUAAUAUGAAAGCAAUACAUUGUUUUUAACCUCCUUAACAAUAUAUUAAUGUUUACAAAGAAUUCUAAUAUAUGAACCAGAAUUAGAGUAGGUGUCCAAAUAUUUGAAAUAAUUUCAUUAGGCAUUAUAAUUGAAAAUCCAAUGCAAAUUGCGAACGCAAUCAUGAACUGUUCGUCAAUAUUGUAGACGGUAAUAUACGGUAUGAAUUUCGGAAAUAACAUUUAGGGUCAGUUUACAUGGCUUGUAUUUUCCUUCAAAUAUAAUUCAACUACAUCACUGCUCAUACUCUCGUAUAAACGUUAUAACAACACACGAUGCAGUAUCAGGCAUUAGUCAACUUUAACUUUAGACAAGAUGUCUACUUUUUGCGCAGGUUAACCCACCUAACUAUUCUUAUAAACACACGGCGUAAUGCAACCUAACUAAACUGAAACUUGGAUAGACUUCUUCCAAAACUAUACACCACGCAUCCAUUUUGUAACCAAAUGGUUGAUAUGGGUUAGUUGUAGUUGUGUUACUCAGUGUGGGCCGAGCCUUAAGCAUUUUCGUGUCUUCCAUCGAGCAUUCUAACAAACAUUCACGCGUAUUCCAACGACCAUCCAUUGCUUUCUUGCGUGCUUCCUCGUAUACAUUCUAGCGAUUACACUCGAGAAGAGUAAUGCGAAGAGUAAUGCUCAAAACUAUAGGCGAGUUUAUGAUAUACGAGUAAAGAACUAUAUGCCGUAGGUAUAAUACGAGAGGAAAAAUCUCAUAUUCUAUCUCUCUUAUAAAUGGCGGAGGAAUACUAUGACUUUGUAUUUUGUGUAACUCUAUAUGGGAGAUCGCUGUAUGACUCAAGCUGUUGACUUCUUCUGUACAUACAUAGUUAUGAAACGUUCAUAUAGAGUAGGUAUAUCAAAUUUUAAAUUUAACCAAUUUCAAAUUGAAAUACUCCCUAUAAACGAAGCCUUAGGUAAAAGAAUUUUUGCAUUCAUGUGUCUGUGAAUCUUCGCAAACGUUGAUAUUCGAAAGGGUAAUUUGAAAAGGCUUUGAAUUUCGGAGUGAAUUCAUAUGAUGCCUGAAAUACUUCAUAAAAUAUAGAGAAGUCCCUGUUCAAACUAUCUUAGAAACCAUUCGGCUUUGGUUAAGUGAGGUAUUAGUGCAUUUACAUGUGGCACGAUGACACUGCUCGUGGUUUGUGUUGCCUAUUGAUCCGCAACCACAGGCUUGUUUAUUAAUCUCAAGUAUGUGUCCACAACUAAAUGGCUAGGUCUCUUCUUGGCUUUAUUGACAAAAGUUUCAUUAAAAAUUCCCCGUUUGUUUAUUAUAUUAUAUACAUUUUACAAAAAAGACAUUAGUAUAAUGAAACUUUGCAUAUUCAUUAUGUGAUUUAUAUUUUCCAAACAAAAAACGUAUAAUGUGCACAUUUAAUACUAAUUGUUUAAAUAAGAAUUCAAUUGUAAAGAUCAACAAGAACGUGUCUCUAUAAAUAUUUAAAAUAGCCGUUAAUUUAAAAAAUGUAACGACUAAGUCGUUGAAGUGUCAAUAACGUUAGGUUGUUGUAAUCUAGUAUUUAAUCAAUAGACAUUUCCACCUAAUUUUUAAAACUGGACACUAUACUAAUUUAGUAUCAGUCUCUUAGAUAUAUAUAUAUUUGUGGAGUGAAAAAUUUGCAAGAAGUUUUCAUCAUUGAAAUCGUGUAGUGAUUAGUUAUGACAUAAUUAUAAUAUAAGAAAGGAUAAGGUUAGUUCUAAUUUAUUAUUACGUUUCCGUCCAUACCAGACAUUCCAUUAGAUAAAUGAACAUUAAAAUAAUUUUAUAUAUUAUAUUAGAAAGAUAAUGGCGAAUAAAUAAAAUAUAAUUUAAUUUUUUUUUCUAAGAAUAAGGAUCACGAAAACCAUCUUGUGUUUUUUAAAGGUUUCAUGCUUAGUUAAGAUUGAAAAUUGUCUAUUUUAUCAAAUGAUUUUAUUAUUCCCACCGUUGGGCUUAGGACCUUCUUAUGGAUGGAUAUUGUAUGUUUUACCUACGACGAGAACUCAAUGCGAAUUCGUAUCAACCGGGCCAAUGGUUAGGACUUCAAUUGAUAUGUCAUUAUUAUACAUUAAAGUUAGAUGUGUGAUGAUAGUUAAAAAAAUCCGCAGAAAAUGGUCCAAUAAAUCUGAAAUCUGAGAAAUACGUUUUAAACCGAUCUUUUGUCUUAAUUGUACAUGUUACAAAUUAUUAAAAAUAAGUAAUACACAUUUAGUUUAUUACUUAUUUUUAAUAAUUUGUAGAUUUUGUAAAUUUUUUCAGCUAUUGCAUGUAGCAUAAAACGCAUUUACCAAUAGUUAUUGUUAUAAAUCUACUUAUCGAGUCGAGUUUUAGUACCUAUUGUCUAUUAAUGUUAAUGCUAAUUAAAAUAUACUCACAUCUACCUACCUUGCAAGAAAAGGAAACACACGAACGAAAGAACACAAAUAAAAUUUAAUAAUUAAAUGUGUUCUUAGUUUUUAUAUUUUAUGCGGUUUUUUUAGAAAUCAAUCUUGGUCAAUAGCUGUUCGAUAACUUACGCAUUUUUAUACUUAAAAAUAAUUAAUGAAAUAAAUAAAUAAAUUUACUUUUAUGAUAAAAUAUAGAAUCGCUGUUUAGAAUAUGUUUCGUUAUAGGUAUAGGCUAUAAAUAUUUACACGCUUGUUACAUAUUUCGUUUGUUUACAAAACUUAUUUUCAUGACUUUUUUUCGAUAAAUUAAUUAUUUUUAUUGCUAAUUAUAUUAUUUAUUCUAUAUAUACUUAUCAAGUCAAAAACAUGUGGCAAUUUGUACUUAAUGAUUAUUAAGUAAUAAUGAAUAUGUAGGUUAAGACGUGUUAAAUACAUAUUUUCAACAAUAAUUCAGUUGUCUAAUAAUUCUAGAGCUAAUCAAGCAUUUUUCAUAAGUAACCUUCUUAGAUAAAUUUUGGACAUAACACAAUAUUGGUUAGGAAUGUAUGAAAAUUGUAAAUUAUCACCUAUUGGACCCACAAGAUUCGAUCGAAAAGCAAAAAUACCUCUUUUAUAUGAGUAAUUUGAUCUUUGUAAGUCAACUGAAAUUCAGCUACCAGUCGAAUUCUAAAUAAUUUAUAAGUUCUGAGUUUACGUCAUAAGAUAACUUUCAUUAGUGAAAUCAUUUAUUCCAUGUAUAGUAUAUUGUAAUUUGAAUUAAUUACUAGACAGACUUAAUUUUAGGUUAUUAGUAGUCUAUACGAAUAUUUGUAAAUAUUGAAAGCCGUCAGGUAUUCCGUCCAAUAUUAGAUUAAGUAUUACUUUAUCACAUUUAAUUAAUGUUAAAGUUAUUCAUAGGAUUAUCACUUUCAAUAUUAGGUUCAGUCAUAGUGAACUAAUUUCUCUAAUGAAGAUUACAUAUCUAUAUAGAAGUUUAUAUAACUCGUAAGACAUUUGUUCGUUAGUAUUUUAAAGGAGUUAUUCAAAUAAUUUUGUGAAUUGUAAUGAUAAAAUAAGGUAUCACUUGGGGUAGAUAAUAUAAUAGUUUUUCAACAUUGAUAUUGCAAUUUAUCAAGAACUUUUUAUGCGAAUUUAGAAAUAUAAAUACAUUCUUGUUCGUAUUUUUAACUUCUUCAAUAAUAAAUAUCAUAAGCAUACUAAGCUCAAAGGGAUAUCGAUAUCCUUAUGAUUAUAUAGUAAAAAUCAGUACUUAUGAUGACGAAGUAAAUCUAGAUUGCGUGAGAAUGGUGCCCCGGGAGCUAGGCUAUUGAUGUAUAUUGACGUAAAGCGUUUGGUAACGGAACGUGGUGACUACAAGGUAAACAUUUUUUUUUCUACGCUCAAUUUACAUUUUGUUCUCUGAUUUUCUAAAUUAUUUACCGAAGACUUUUUACUUCUGCUAAGGAUAAUUGAGUAAUGUAUUAUAUAAAUUGUGUAGAUAACAAACAGAGAACACGAUCGUAAUCUGUAGUUUGGAGAACAGAUUUAUGUGACAGUUUUUAUGUGAACACACUACUUUACCUUCUCUUGGAUUAUAUCCAUUCUUACUCGUAAGUGCACCAUUAGUUGUUAUAUUGUAUUAGAAAAAUGAUAUUAAAGAAAACACACUCUAUAAAAAGAUUUUUAAUGUAAUAAAGCAUUAUACAAAAUUACAAAACACUUAAUUAAAAAAAUACAAAAUAA